Molecule: messenger RNA, 465 nt
Organism: Nicotiana attenuata
Lineage: Eukaryota; Viridiplantae; Streptophyta; Magnoliopsida; Solanales; Solanaceae
Product: craniofacial development protein 2-like
Exons: 1
Coding region: 1-465 (154 amino acids)
Biological process (GO): chromatin remodeling
Cellular component (GO): nucleus
Source: RefSeq, a predicted model, not a curated record
AUGGUACUCAGGGAGCACUGGGGUAAGAAUGGGGUAUGUAUUUUAGUAGACAGGGACCUCAGGGAGCUCGUGGUUGAGAUUAGGAGGGUAAAUGAUAGGUUGAUGAGUAUUAAGCUGGUAGUUGGUGGGUUUACUAUAAACGUGAUUAGUGCUUACGCUCCUCAGGUAGGUUUGGACCAGGAGGUCAAGAAGCAAUUCUGGGAGGAUUUGGACUAUAUGGUGCGUAGUAUCCCGCACACAGAGAAGUUGUUUAUUGGCGGAGAUUUCAAUGGUCAUAUUGGGGCUAGUUCUAGGGGUUAUGAUGAUGUGCAUGGCGGAUACAGUUUUGGGGUUAGGAAUGAGGGAGGUAAUCCACUAUUGGAUUUUGCUAGAGCUUUUGAUUUUAUUAUAGCUAACUCGAGUUUUUCCGAAGAGGGAAGAGCACCUGGUCACUUUCCGGAAUUCAAUGGGCAAGACUCAAAUUGA